AAGCUAACUUCAUACUACACUAUUAUAAUAUGUCAAAAAAUUUGUUAUCAAAAAUCAAAAUAAAAAUAAAGGGUGUUUGAGUUUGAGUUUGAGUCAAGGUGUAUUUUGUUUAUUUAGAUUUCUACCACUUUUUUUUAAUUUAUGAGAAUAAAAAAAUGUGUUAAAGUACAAAUUAAUAUUUAAACUAUAAAAUACAGAGAUUGGUCAUAAUUAAAUAAUUUUUACAACAUGGGUGAAAAUAACACAGAAUGGAAAACAGUAAUCAAUGACCAUGCAGCCACCAGUAAAUUACUGCGGAUGCCAGUUAAUGACCAUCCUUUAAAGAGUAUAGUUACAGAAAGAGUUGCAAGAAAAAUUUUGGGACCAGUUCCUGUUAGUGGAAUGACUACUCCAGUUGCAACUCCUGUUUCGUUAUUGGAACCACUAACUCUGGCAUUGAAGCAGCUUGAUCCCCUUUCAGAAUUUGCCCUCCAAGAGAUGGACCCGUUAUCAAAAAUGGCAGCAGAAGCAAGUGUUCAAAAUCUACCUUUAUCAAGAGGUAAUACAAGCAAAGAAGGUGAAAAUGAUUUAUUUCAUCAUAUGGAACCAUGGCCUUUGAGGAAAACUGCCAUAUUGACUAAGUAUACAACAUCAGAGAAGUUAUCCAUUAUUACGAGUUUCUUAUCAGAGGGCGAAAAGGUGACUGUGAAAGCACAAAGUACUGCCGUGGACAAAGUCCAACAUCGUUUAAAACAGUUGGACUCUUUCGAGGAAGGUUCCCAACAAAGAUUGGAUGUAUCGCAAGCUGAAUACGUAUCAAAAAUCGAGCAGUUGAACCGAGAGCUGGUUUUAGCUUGGAAUACAGAGCAAAGAGUCAAAGCUCUGAAAAUAGCGAUACAGUGUGCAAAGCUUUUGGGAGACACAGAAGUACUUCCCUUCUAUCCGAGUAAGUUUGUUCUGGUCACGGAUAUUUUGGAUACGUUUGGAAAAUUGGUUUAUGAUCGACUGAAAACAAAAGCCCAAUUUAUAAAACCCGGUUCUAUUACACCGACAACUUUACCAGACGAUUUUACACCUGAUAUGGUUCCUGAUACAGCAAAAGAAACCUGUCUCAAUUGGUUCUAUAAAAUAGCUUCAAUACGGGAGCUUGUUCCUAGAUUAUAUGUAGAAAUAGCUCUUUUAAAUUCGUAUCGGUUUAUAUCUACCAACGAAUGCUGUGAAAGCCUGCAGAGAAUGACUGACAUGGUCCACGGAAUUGGCAAUCCGUUAGUGGCUUUGUAUGUUAGAUGUUAUUUAUGCAGAAUUGGAAUAACUGUUUUAAAGAAAAAAUCGGAAUUUGGGUUUUUACUUGCCAAUUUUACAGGAUUCUUAGACUCUUAUCAACAUUUAUUUAGUCGAAGUGUCAAGAAUGAUCUAGAAAGACAAAAUAUGCAACUACCCAGUUAUAUUACACUUUACACGCCUGCAUUAGAUUUUAUUCUGGAAGCAGUGAAUUGUGUAGUAAAUGAAUCCUACCUACCGAACUUACUUACCAUAUGUAGGAAAAAUAGAAACAGUUCUCUGAUAUUGAACACAAUCAUGUCUGGAUUUAAACCAGCUUACAUAGCCGAUAGAACGAUAGAGUUUUUGGACAUGAUCAGCGAUUGUACCGAUGGAGGCGUACCGCUGCAUGUAUUGUUGAGAACUUUGGGAUUGUGUAUAACUGUGUGUCCCCCACCCGCUGACCAACGACGAGAAAUAUUAAAUAUAGUUUGGGGAUAUAUAAGUUCUUUUACGAAACCGGAUGAGUAUAUCACCUGCGCUGAAGUUUGGAUUCAAUUCGUUGUCGAAUAUUUCACGAGUAGAGAGCUAAAUUCUGUUCUUGGAGAUUUAAUCGAGCAUAUGACACCCAAUAGAAGUUUUGAGAACCAUUAUAAUGAACUAAAAAUUGUGAUAUCAAAAAUAGUUGCUCAAUUUCAAGAUUUCGAGAUGCUGUUAAUUAUGGAUAACUUUUUGCCAGUUGUUGACCUCUUCCAAGAGGAAUCGAUCAAAGUAGAAGUCUGCAAAAACAUCUUGACCUCCUGUAGCGGCCAAUACAAAACGAACGACCCCGUCAUAACUAACGCCUUGAUGUUUUUGUGUGGCAUUCUUCACGAUUCUGUCAACGCUUUGACACCGGAGGAUGAAUAUAAGCAAAUUGGAGAAAUAUUGUGCAGUGUCGUCAGAAAAGUGAAUUAUGGCAGAGAUUUUGAACAGCAACUUAACUUUUUCGUGGAAGCUAGAGCGGCGUUUUCGAAUAUUGAUACUGUAUUAGCUGAAUUAGUACAGCAAGUUAACACCCUUUCUGUGAAUACUCGACAGAUAAUGAAAGGUAUGCACUCAAGAAAGACUGGUGAUUUCGUGAGGGCUUGUGCAGCGUAUUGUUUUAUAACUAUUCCCUCUAUACUAUCUGAAAAAACUCGCCUGGAACUCUAUUUACUCUCUGGACAAGUGGCUCUUUCUAAUCAGUGUUUGGGUCAAGCUGAUGCUUGCUUAAAGGCGGCACUGACAUUACUACAACAGAUGGAAAAAACAGAACCCAAAUCUGAAUCAUACUUUAUUACCUACAUACGAAAAUUUUUGUCAACGCUCCUUGUGGUGCCUGAUAAUCCAGAUAGAGGUGUACUGGGCCUAACUCGGUCUUUGCUCAAUGUGAUGAGGCACAUAGACUGGGACAAACAGUAUUGCAACCUGGGAUUGUUAUAUGUUAGCGUUUUGGAUCUAUUGUCAGUGUUUGCCCAAGAGGAAUAUCCAUAUCACGUAGAAAAAGUUGAAUCAAACGACGCUCUCUACGGCUCCGAUCCAAAAUUCAUCAACGAAAUCAACAGCAUGUGCUCGAUAGUUAUUAGGGAAAUACUAAAUUUGCUGAAGGAUCUCGGAACUUGCCGAAGGCAAUCCCAAGUAGCGACUGAAUUAUUUGUUAGGUUGGCAACAAGAAGCGAUUUGAGUGUGACACAUACCAGCACGUUGGCUUUGAAUUUGUGGAAUCUCAGCCUGAAAAGCGGAUAUUCGGAUACUAAGUAUAUGAAAACAACCAAAGAAUAUUUGAGGAAACGGAGCGAAUCUUCAGGAAACAUGCAUCUACAAAAUCUUGUUUCUAAAUUAUCUAUUUAGAUUAAUUAGUAUCAGCAUUUUAUAUGUUAAAAAAUGUAUAAAUAAUCAACAAAAGGGGUAACUGAUCUGAGCAUAGUUUACUUUUUAUCUUUUUUCGUACGCAUGAAUACAAAAACCAGUGAAAUAAAUCGUAUUGAUGUGGUCUGACCCAAGGCAUAAUACUGUUUAUAGGAGCUGUAUGAUUUUAAAGUUUAUCAGUAGGGUCCUCCUCCUUUAUUCGGGCUUUCGACCGGCAACAGUUCUAUCGAUCUGCUCGAUCCACCCUACUAAACUGCAGGCGAAGUUAUAAAGCCAGUGUAAGACCAUUUAUAAAGGUAGUGUAAGACCAAUAAUGACAUAAACAUAUAAUAACACCCGAUACAGCCACAACACAAAGACUACUUAGUCCAGAAAACCACUGCGCAUCCGCUAGGAAAAAUAUUCCGAUUCGGAUUUUUUGCACAGUCUUACUCAAAAAGGAUCCCUUUUAACAAAUUUGCAUGUUGCCAGGACCAAAAGUGGGUCAAAAAUUCUUUAAACGUUUUUUUUUUGUUUUUUCCUAAAAUUAUUUUUUUGCAUGGAACAAAGUUUUUUUAUAUUUUUUGGAUCAUUCCAAACAGAAAAGGUCUUUCUUGUACCCUCUGUAACCCUGAAACCGUCUGUAGCUUGAACAAUUCACGCGAUAAUUUCUUGUUUCCGAUCAAGAAACUGCUUUAAUACACAUUUUUAUUAUUUUGAAUUAUCGUUAUCUUAGCUUUUACUUAUCUUAAAGUAACGAGUUUAGUGUUUGUACCACAAUUCGGCCCUGUUAUAUUUUCUGCUGGAUAUUCCUUUUUGAUGCUCCUUCCUUCACUAUGACUGUCCUUAGGUAUUUAAAUUCUUGGCAUUUUUUUUAUAUCUCUAAUCGAGAGUUGUGCGUCGCUUUCUUCUAAGAUAUUCUGUUUUGUUUACAUUGAUUGUGAGUCCCCAAUUUUCGUAUUUUUCUGUUCAUAAAUGGUUUAUGGCCAAACAUAUGAAAAUGAUAUGGUUGAAUUCGAAAAAUGUGUACGUUCUGAUUUUUGUACAUUUAUUUACAUAAUAAAACCAAAAAAAUGUUUAUCAACAUAUGCAUGUUAUUUAUACUCAUGUGAUAUUUGCAUAAUAUAGUUUUAUAUUUUAUUAAAAAUAAACUUAUAUAUACAUCAA
Messenger RNA from Diabrotica virgifera virgifera (western corn rootworm), 4275 nucleotides. Its product is annotated as VPS35 endosomal protein-sorting factor-like. Gene Ontology annotation, cellular component: endosome. The coding region runs from base 229 to 3111 and encodes 960 amino acids. The transcript has 15 exons. Gene Ontology annotation, biological process: endocytic recycling. Lineage: Eukaryota; Metazoa; Arthropoda; Insecta; Coleoptera; Chrysomelidae. The record is from RefSeq and is a predicted model, not a curated record.